Cylindrotheca closterium is the source of this 1158-nucleotide messenger RNA. NCBI's taxonomy places the organism in Eukaryota, Bacillariophyta, Bacillariophyceae, Bacillariales, Bacillariaceae. The record is from the annotation of a GenBank genome assembly.
AUGAACAACAAGCCUAUCUUCAUCACCCUACCGGUAUACUUCCUGAGCUUUCUUCAAUUUUUUAGCUCCAGCCAUGGAUGGAUUCCGACAAUCGGUUGCGCCGAGCGGCAAAAGGAAACUCAGUUAUGCGGUAGACAGUAUUUCCGUGGAAGAUCUGUUCCGUAUGUAGAAACGCUCGCCGAGCAAAAAAGUCGUGAACUUUGGGAACAAGAACCCUUUGAUCAUGCUGAAAGACUGAUCGAUAGGGUUCUUGCCUCUGAUUUUCCCUCCAACUCUCCUUUCUUGAAAAAAAUUUCGGACCAUUCAACCACGGAAAGUUCAGGAUUCGAGGAUUUAUUCUUACCACUUUACGGUACUAAAGAUGAUGGCAUCUGGGAAAAGCCCAUCAUUGAUUUUGGAGAGCGAAAGGAGAAGCUCAAACACUUCUUGAUUCGCGUGAGCUACAAAGGGAAUCAGUUCUGUGGCUGGCAGAUUCAGCGUGACAAUGAGCUACCAUCAGUACAGGGAGUUCUGGAGGAUUGGCUGCAGCCUCUCGCAGAACGAAAAAAGAGCAUUCGUGUAUGUGGACGGACGGAUGCUGGAGUGUCAGCUAUUGCUCAAGUCUGUCGAUUCCGAACAGCUCUAGAUCUAGAUGCUGGAGAUAUCGCAGAGCAUUUGCAAAAGCUUCCUUCAGCAGGUGCUAGAGUCCAACAAGUUGUCGAAGUUACAAGAAGUUUCCAUCCAACAUUUACGGCAACAUGUCGUGCAUAUGUCUAUUUGAUUGAUUGUACUCCAUUGGAAGGUUUCAACAGCGAAAUGCUCGGCAUUCUAAACCAAAUACUGCAGGCUCUGGAAGGAAAGGAACUGGACUACAUCGGAUUGUCCUACGGGAGGCUGAAAACUGAAACAUCACUCUGCACGCUUCAUCAUGCAAGAGCAUGCUUAGUCUCUACUGAUGAUGAAUCUUCAGCAGUUUGCAUUGAAUUAGUUGGGAAUCGAUUCCUUCGCCGCAUGGUUCGUUUGCUUGUAGAGGCAGCAGUUCGGAUCACUCUGGCAGGAGAUGAUCCUAGCGACGAUGUACUGCUAGACGAAAUAUUGAAGGAAGACCGUCGUUUGAUUGGAAAUACAGCCCCUGCAAAUGGACUCUUCUUCGUGGGUGCUCGCUUCGAUGCCAUGUAG